AUGAAAUUAAGUAAAUUUAUAAUUCUAAUUAUAUUUUUAAUAUUUAUAAUAAAAUCGAAUGGAGAACAAACAUCAUCAUCAGUGGAAAUUGAUGAUGAUUCAAAAUGCUAUGGAGAAACAAUGGAAACAUGUUUUACAAGUGGUUCAUGUUGUAUUUGGUGUGGAUCACCAAAAAAUACAACAAUUACAAAAGUUGCGGGUGUAUGUUUUUUACAAAGUUCACUAUCCAGUUGUCCACAAGACAUUUUGACGUUAACAGGUGAUAAAUGUAAUGAAUAUAAUAGUGCAUCAUGUACUUGUAGUUUCAGGAAUACAACAAAUAGUAUUAUUAGUUCAUCAUCAUCACCAUCAUCAUUACCACCAAUUAACUAUAGUUUAAUAUUUAUUUCAAUUGUAUUGAUUUUCCCAUGUAUUUUCUACUCUUCCUUUUAA
Messenger RNA from Dictyostelium discoideum AX4, 432 nucleotides. RefSeq lists its product as hypothetical. The coding region runs from base 1 to 432 and encodes 143 amino acids. The record is from RefSeq and is a predicted model, not a curated record. NCBI's taxonomy places the organism in Eukaryota, Evosea, Eumycetozoa, Dictyosteliales, Dictyosteliaceae. The transcript has a single exon.